CGAAGGAAAGACCGAAAACAUGAAGAGAAACCAUGAGUUGAUGACCGAUGAGUCCAAUGAUAAACGCGCCCAGAUCAAUAUCAAACCCAAAAUAACAACGCAAACCUCCACCUUCCAUUUUCAUUCAUUCAUAUCCUAGAGCAGAAAUAGAAACAUCAAAUUCAAAUAAAAACAACAACAAAUUAUAUUUCUGAAUAUAAGCUGGAACGAUGGCCAUGCUCAUGCGCUUGCCUUCCCACCUACCCUGCUCUUCCAGUUGCAGAACUGCUAGAAUAUUGCUGGGGAAUAUCAUGACAGAUAUUGUUCGAUCAAGUAGUGCAAAUUUGCAAUUACCGAGUAGUAGAAGAAGAGUCAUUUCUGUCCAAACUUCAUGUCGAAUAUCUGUCCCAGGUACCUCAUCAACGAGGGAAGAAAAAGUGCCUUCGAGCUUCUUGAGGGACAAGAAGUUGAUUCCUGAUUCAGAUCCUCCUAGCAUGCAAGAUGUCAACCUUUUGUAUCAGUUUUUUUAUCAAAGUACCAAGCUCAUGGUGUUGACAGGAGCUGGAAUUAGCACAGAAUGUGGAAUUCCUGACUACAGAAGCCCAAAUGGAGCUUAUAGUUCUGGUUUCAGACCAAUUACCCAUCAGGAGUUUGUCCGUUCAAUUCGGGCCCGGAGGCGAUAUUGGGCAAGGAGUUAUGCUGGGUGGAGACGGUUUACUGCUGCACAUCCUGGUCGAGCUCAUAUUGCUUUAGCAUCUCUAGAAAAAGCUGGCAGGAUAAACUGUAUGAUUACACAAAAUGUUGAUAGGUUGCAUCACCGUGCUGGUAGUAACCCAGUUGAAUUACAUGGGACUGUAUAUUCUGUGGUUUGUAUAGAGUGUGGUUUUUCCUUCCCUCGGGAUCUAUUUCAGGACCAAGUUAAGGCCCUUAAUCCAAAGUGGGCAGAGGCAAUUGAGAGUUUGGACUAUGGUAACCCUGGAUCAGAAAGGAGCUUUGGCAUGAAGCAGAGACCUGACGGUGACAUUGAAAUUGAUGAAAAAUUUUGGGAGGAGGAAUUUCACAUCCCUACGUGUCAAAAGUGCAAUGGAGUGCUUAAACCUGAUGUUGUCUUCUUUGGUGAUAAUGUUCCCAAGGAUAGAGCUGAUAAGACAAUCCAAGCUGCAAAAGAAUGUGAAGCUUUUCUUGUGCUAGGAUCAUCUGUAAUGACGAUGUCUGCUUACCGGCUUGUCAGGUGCAUAUAUAUUUUUCAUUGUAAAUUUUAGUUUUUGAUGAAGUCAUUUUCAUAUCUCGGUCUGCACAAUUCUCGAACCCAAAACCUUAAAGUGACAGUAAACUUCUGACAAAAAAAAGUAACAGAAAAUUUGUAAUUUAAUCAAUGGUAAUAUAGGAUAAAAAUUUGGACACCUUCUGCAGUUGAAUGACAGUUUCUCCGGUUGACCCGUCUCAAGAAUAUUGACUAUAGUGUCGUCAGUUCCUUGCUAUAUGUCAUAAUCACUCUCGGUUGUGGUGCAAGAUGAGGUUAAUAAUUCCAGUAAAUUGGUGCAGCUUAUGUAAGCAAGGACAGACUUU
Prunus avium (sweet cherry) is the source of this 1548-nucleotide messenger RNA. The record is from RefSeq and is a predicted model, not a curated record. Lineage: Eukaryota; Viridiplantae; Streptophyta; Magnoliopsida; Rosales; Rosaceae.